Molecule: messenger RNA, 1650 nt
Organism: Miscanthus lutarioriparius
Lineage: Eukaryota; Viridiplantae; Streptophyta; Magnoliopsida; Poales; Poaceae
Source: the annotation of a GenBank genome assembly
AUGGGGCGGUGGUGGUCGCCGGCGUCGGCGGCUGUGGAGCCGCUGUCCGUGCAGCUCCUGCUCCUGGGCGUCGCCCUCGUUGCCGCUUCCUUCUACUCCGGCACCCUCUUCGGCUCCUCCGCGUCCCCGGCGCUCGUACUGCCCCACUCUCGCGCCCCCGAUCGCCCCAUUCCUUCAGGGCCAAAGGUGCCUAUCGUCAUCUCUCCCCGAGUGUUUGCCACCGUCGCGAUCCGCCGUCGGAUGGCAUUUUCCCAGUCCACUUCGUCGGGGCUUCUUAGAAGAAGCGGCUUAUGGUCCCUUGCUGUGGUUGAAAUUUGUGUGGCGGAUUCUAUGUUUAUGGUUGCAGCUUUCGUGUUGACGCUCCUGCAUUUUGCAGAUGUUCCGUUGUUUACAAACAGAGUUUUUCGUAAGUACCGGGCGAAACCAGUCGCAGUUCCAGAUCAUGGAGUUGAUGUGUGUCCUUUGGAAUACAAUGAGUAUGUCCCCUGCCAUGAUGCAGCCUAUAUAAGAAGCCUGAAGAACCUGGAUAGAUCUAGGCAUGAGGAUCUUGAAAGUAUUUGUCCUCCACGAGAGAAACGAUUGUUCUGUUUGGUGCCCCCUCCAAAUGACUACAAGAUACAGAUAAGAUGGCCAACAAGCCGAGACUACGUCUGGCGUAGUAAUGUCAACCAUUCACAUCUUGCUGAGGUCAAAGGAGGACAGAACUGGGUGCAUGAGAAGGGCAAGCUUUGGUGCUUUCCUGGAGGUGGCAUUCACUUCAAACAUGGUGCAUCAGAGUACAUAGAGAGGCUAGGAAAUAUGACAACAAAUAGUACUGGUGAUCUCCAUUCUGCCGGAGUAGUUCAAGUUUUGGAUGUUGGAUGUGGUGUUGCUAGCUUUUCUGCCUAUCUUCUUCCCCUAGACAUUCAAACCAUGUCAUUUGCUCCAAAAGAUGGCCAUGAGAAUCAAAUCCAGUUUGCUUUAGAACGUGGGAAGUGGGAUUGGUGUCGUGUUGAUUGGCAUGAAAAUGAUGGAAUAUUGCUCAAAGAGGUAGACCGUCUUUUGCAACCUAAUGGAUAUUUUGUAUACUCUGCUCCACCGGCUUAUAGAAAAGAUAAAGACUUUCCUGUUAUUUGGGAGAAGCUAGUUAAUAUUACAACAACAAUGUGUUGGAAGCUUAUUGCUAAGCAUGUUCAAACAGCUAUUUGGGUUAAACCUGAAGAUGAAUCCUGCCGGCAGAAAAAGGCUGAUAUGAAGCUACUGAAUAUUUGUGAAUCCAAUGACAACGUUUCACCAUCAUGGAAAAUUCCGUUAAUGAAUUGUGUGAAGCUCAACAAGGACAAAUCCAAUAUUCAGAAAUUGCCUUCCAGAUCUGAUCGCCUAUCAUUUUAUUUCAAGAGUUUGGAGAUGAUAGGAGUCGCACCAGAGAGGUUUGAGAAGAAUAACCAGUUCUGGAAGAACCAGGCUCACAAGUAUUGGUCAUUUCUUGGUGUUGAAAAGACUAGCAUUCGAAAUGUCAUGGACAUGAAUGCUAAUUAUGGCGGAUUUGCUGCAGCACUAAGCAGUGACCCUGUCUGGAUUAUGAAUAUAGUACCCCAUACCAUGACGAACACAUUGCCAGUUAUCUACGACCGUGGGUUACUCGGUUCUUACCAUGACUGGUUGGUGUGA